Molecule: messenger RNA, 3282 nt
Organism: Dimorphilus gyrociliatus
Lineage: Eukaryota; Metazoa; Annelida; Polychaeta; Dinophilidae
Source: the annotation of a GenBank genome assembly
UUUUCAUUGUAUAGAAAUGAAUUAGGAAUUGAAUUUAUUUAUAUAAAUUAUUAAAAUAUCUUAUUCAAGGUAGAAACUAAUUGACUUUUUGUGAAUUGAGAAAAUUUGUCUAAAGAACAAUCAUUUUAUCUUAAAAAACAAAAACAAGAAAGAAAAACAAGAUAAAGAUAAACGAAAUCAUCACGUGUUUUUAGACAGCGAUUUGAGAAAAUAGUUCAAACAAGGAUUGAAAAAUUAUUCAGCUCAUUAAAAAGGCAACAAGUCGAACAAACAAACUUAAGAGGUUCGGUGUAUUUAACCUCCGCUUUGUUUGCUCGCCACAAACAACGGAUUUUUUUCCAUCCAAAAUUUUUUUUGACAGAGAUUUUAUUGCGUAACCAUAAACUAUCAUCAAUCUUUCCAGACAAUUGGAGAGCUACAAACAAUAGACUUAGAGAUAUAUAAAUGAGGAUAUGUAUGCUUAAUUGAUAAAGUUACAAUAAACAGACGUAAGGGCAGGACAACAGGAUGUCAGGCGUGAUUAAUAUCCGAAGAGAGUCGAUCUUGACAAACGUACUCCGUAUUUUAGUUCGUAGGCCUAUAUGAAGAUGCUCUUAGCGUUAUCUACAAACGGUAGAGAUAAGAUUUGUUGUGCCGCGGCCAUUAGGAGGGAAUUUCCUUAUCGGAUCCAUCGAAGGAACUGUAGUUUGGGAAAAGUGGUGGAAAUAAUCAAAAUAUAAACACUUUCUUUAAUCAUUGAAUUUGCGCAGACCUGUUUCUUCUGUCUUGUUACUUAUUAUUUUUAUACAAGUAAUAUUAAAGCUUAGGUUAUUAUCCUUUUAAAGGAAAAGCAGAAUAAAUUCAGCAGACAAAAAGAAUGAAGAUAAAUGAAAAACCGUUCUUGUUAAGAUACUUAAAAGCCGUGAAUAAUGAGAGUGAAUCAAUCACUCUAUUUUCCCUUUUAUAUUUACCUCCCUAAUGGCCGUAAUCACUAUAAUUUUUUUCCAAUUGAAGGUCAAUAAAAAAAAAAUCUUUGGUUGUGAUGUGCUUUUAGUGGUCUUUUUAGUCGUAUUCAAUCUAUUAAUCUAUGUAAAUUAGGGCGUGGUUAACUAAUUUCUCUAAAUGUUGUACAAAUCAGAAAAAAACCUUUUAAAAUCCAUUAGAUCCUCAUUUUCGGCAAUUUCUAAAUAACUUAAGUAUAAGGUAAAAUAGGCCAUAUUUUGUCCAAAUAGCUUUGUAAGCAUAGACUAAGAUAUUCAAUUUGGUCGGCUUAUGAAUAAUUUAUAAACUACUUGAGAUUGAGAAAAAAUAUAAGCCUGAUUCUCUCUUCUUCUCCUUCUUUCAUCUUGUUAAAAGUUAAUGAAUGAUAGCUAAAUUUCUAUUUAUUUCGAGUGGUUAAUGAUAGAACUUACUAGUUAAUGAUCUCUAAAGAUCGCAAUAUGAUUUUGUUAAAUAAGUUUAACUAGAGAAAAGAAAUAUAUAGACUCUUCUAACGAGCUAUCGAAUAUCCAUUUAAAUGUGACAAUUGAUCAAAAAGGGAAGAUACGAUCGGUAUAGAAAACGAUUGCCCGAAGCGGCAAUAAAAAACCAAUGCUAAUUAUUAAUCAUCCUUUUACGAUAGUAAUUUAAAUAGAUUUACAAGUUUAAUUUAUUCGUAUUAUGAAGCGGCCGACUUGUUUGAGUUUUGACUUAGGAUUUAUUAGACUAUUAAACAGCUAAUAAGUAUACGAUUCGUAUACAUUAAAAUGAAAUUUAAGGAGUUUUUAUCUAGUGCGCAGGCGCGAGAUUUUUCCUGAUCGUUGAUUGGUUGAGAAGUUUUUUUAGGCGUUUAGAGUGAAUCCCUCCGGUUGAGAACGGUUGAGUAUAGUCUUGUUUUUGUCUUUCAUCCGUUAGAGUGUCUGUAAUUAUUAAUGAGAUAUUCUCUAACCACUCUGGAAUAGGCCUAUAGGUAUAUCGGUAGUACUUUAGUACAAGUGCUAGCCUCUUACGCGCAAGAUAUCCAUAACCUAAGAGACUGUCAAUUACAAUUAUAAGCAAGAGACCACUUAAAGGAUAAUGAUAACAGAUAAAUGGAGUUUAUGCACGACGAUUCCAGAUUUUCGAUGAGGAAUAUUUUAAAUUUACAGACAACUGAAAAUUUGCAGAACGGACCCCAGAUUCCGAAUCAGGCUAUGAAUUUUAACGGACAGCACGAAGCUUUAACAUACCAAAGUUCUUGUGACUACCAAUAUCCAUCGAAUUGCUGUCUACCUCCACCAUACGGCUUUCAAAAUGCCCAUACCAACUAUGAAACAGGUCUUCAAAACGUCGGCUAUCGUCAAGAUUUAACAAUCGGCAAUAAAGUUUGCGGCAUGGAGAAACCUCCCGAAACGAAUUAUCUUCCUCUACCAGCUUCAUCACCUCAAACAAUGGUAAAAAAGAAGACUUCUGUUGAUCCAGUCACCAAAAUCGAUCCCGAAGAAUGCCACCUUCUAAGACAGAAGACGAAACGAAAACCUCGUGUUUUAUUCUCUCAAACUCAAGUUUUCGAAUUGGAGAGGAGAUUUAAACAGCAGAAAUACUUGAGUGCUCCCGAAAGAGAUCAGUUAGCUCGACUUCUAAAACUCACUUCUACUCAGGUGAAGAUCUGGUUCCAAAAUAGAAGAUAUAAAAUGAAGAGACAAAAACAAGAUAGAACUUUGGAAUUAUCAGCAAUUCAAUCGCCUAGAAGAGUAGCCGUUCCCUUGAUUGUUAGAGAUGGUAAAACUUGCGUUACACCAUCCAACCCCUAUUCGUCGCACUAUGGUUCAUUUAUGUUUGCGCCAUCUACAGGGUAUUCAGUUCCACCAGCUCAAACAGCGCAGAAUGCAUCCUAUAUGCAGAGUACUAUGCAGAAUGGUAUAAGGGCUUGGUAAUUUAUAUAUAAGUAUCUCUUUGCAAAAAUAGAAAACUUUUACAAACAUUAAUGUUUUUUGUCUCAGUUAAAUGUUAUAUAUUUUAUAAUCUUUGCUUAAAAUAUGCUAUUUUGGUAGUUAUUCUUUUAAUAAAUAUAGGAUUGAAGUUAUUUCAAAUAAGCAUCUCGGUUUUCUAUCUUAAUACAUCUAAAAUAUUCUAUAUUUCUUUUCAUUGUUUCGUGUAAAACGAUAAUAGGUGAUUGUCAGAAGCCACUUGAAUUUUUGAUAUUUUGUAUCAACAAUUCAAUAUUGAUACAUUGUAACACCCUUCUCAUUUUUCAACUAUGAAUUCUAUAUUCUAAUUCUAUUAGUAUUUUGAAUAAUUCUUCGCUCUUUUCGUAUAUUUGUCUUAAGAGAAAUAUGAGAAGGU